AGUUUUCAUUGUUUAUUAUUUUAGUGUUGCACGGAUUCUUGUGUCCAUUUUAGAAUCGUUUUGUAGUCGUAUCUAAAUUUAUCCGUGAUGAAAAUGUGGAGCUACUUGUGUUUUAAAAUAUGCAUUGCUUUAAUUCUGUUUUCUUCUGGAACCUUAGCAGUUCGCCAUGCAAGAAACUUAAUAUGGGCCCAGACACCGUCUUUAAAGAUUGGAGUAUCAAGGAUAGUUGGCAUCGAAGGAGAUCCGACAGAGUGGGUACCCAGUGGCAAUGUCCAGGUCAGACAUAUCAGUGCUCCACAUCACGGUUGGCAGUUCAAAUCCUUGGCCUUCAACUAUGCCGCUCAAACUCUAUAUUGGUCAGAGUCCACCAACAAAAAAAUACAGGCCCUGCGACUCAAUGGAACAACAGAAACUGAAACAAUUUUCACCGGAACUUCCAACAUGGCGGAAGGAAUUACUGUAGACUGGGUUUCAAAUAACAUUUAUUGGACUGAUUCGCUGUAUAACUGGAUUGUCAUGGCACCGUUGUCAUCUCAGGAAAAAGUGUACAAAUUGGUAGUGCGAAAAAAUCUGACAAAUCCGCACAGUGUAGCAGUUCAUCCAGAGAAAGGUUAUUUGUUUUGGACAGACUCUGGCACCGUCUCAAAGAUCGAAUGUUCGGAUCUACUCGGAGAAAAUCGACUGACGAUUAUUGACACUGAUAUGUUGCACCCUCGUGGUUUAACAAUUGACUACAGUGAGGAGAUGUUGUACUGGGUGGACAGCAAGAAAGAUACUAUAGAAUGCGCUGGUUUCCUUGGCAACAACAGACGAGUCGUGGCUUAUCAGUCAGCAACAAUAUUCUUUGGAAUAGCAGUAUUUCAGAAAUAUUUGUUUGUAACGGAACAGAUGCAGGGUCAUUUAAGGGUGUAUGAUAAGAAGACGGGAAAUAAUGAAAUCAACUACCAACUUGGCUAUAUACCUGACGGAAUUAUCAUGUACGACGAAACUAUACAAUCAGGAAAUUCAUCUGCCUGCGAUGCAAAAGGUUGUCAACAUAUAUGUGUAAAUGAUCCACUGUAUGGCCCCAAAUGUCGAUGUGGGGAUGGGUAUAUACUGGAUGAGUCCGACCAACUCUCGUGCACAAUUGGUAGAAAAUUUGUUAUGCCGAGUCACAUAUAUGCCAUAGGCGACGCUAUAUGCUACUAUCCCGUAAAUCUACCGGAUAUGUCGCUGUAUAACGUUUCUCUCGAGUCCCAAUGCUUCCUUCAACGAGGGCGCGGGAAUUUUGGACUUACAUUCGAUGCACGAGAACACGUGCUUUAUUACACAGAAAAUGUGACGAAAAGUAUCGGGCGAAUAAACUUAGAGAUUGGGGAGACGGGGACAUCUAUAAUUAAAGGCGUUGGUGAUGUUCAAGGUUUGGCAUUAGAUUGGUCUUCGGGUAGUUUGUUCUGGACAGAUCUAACCUACAACCAUAUAUCCAUGGCCAGAAAGGACGGCAUGUAUCCCACAGUUCUUAUAGAAAAUCUGGACCAGCCCCUCGGUAUCGCUGUUCAUCCAGGAAGAGGGAAAAUGUACUGGACCGAACAAGGCAGGACAAGGAUGAUAUUUGCCGCUUCUAUGGACGGAUCAAACAAAGAGCCGCUCGUCAACGAAUCCCAAGUUGAAAUGCCAAAUCACUUGUAUUUAGACUACGCAAAUGACAGAUUAUACUGGGCUGAUUCCGGACUACAUUCAGUACGAUGUAUAGACUUGAAGACUGGGGAGGUGGAUACAAUUUAUGAGAAGAUUAGCGAUAGAGUGACAUUCUUUGGUCUCAGUAUUUACCAGGACUACCUACUUUGGACAGACAAGGAAGAUCAGAAGAACGGAAUACAUGCGGCUCGUCUGGACAAAUUAGAGAAAGUACGGGGUAUAUUACACCCACAUGCAGGCAUGGCCUCUGACCUCAUCACAUUUGACAUUAAUAAUCAACCGGAAAUGAAAGGUGCCUGUGAUGACGACAAUAACUUUUGUGAACACCUUUGCAUUCCGACAUCAAAUGCUACAUAUAUAUGUAAAUGUGGUGUCGGGUACACACUGGACCUAAACCUGAGGACAUGCUCAUCUCAUGUAAAAACCGACAAUUAUGUGGUUACCGUCGACUCGUACCAGAAACAACUAUAUCAGGUCGAAGUUGAUACAGGAGAAGUCAGUUCAAUUCCUUUGGGCAAUUUCUAUAAGGGCGUAGCCAUAGAUAUUAACCCAUUUACGAAUACCAUAUACUGGAGUGAUAACAUGGCCAAUGUGAUUAUGAGUGCUCAGAUUGACGGAUUUAACGAGGAGGUCUUCAGGAUACUUCCAAAUGAUUCCAUAUCGGAUGGCAUCGCUGUAGAUUAUAUCAACCAACUUCUGUUCUACACGUGUACCUAUGAUAAGGUUAUCGUUGUCGUCUCAUUGAUGAAUAAAAAUAUCUAUAAAACAAUUGUCAACGAAUCUUUAGACCAGCCUAGAGACGUUAUUGUCCAUCCGGAAAGAGGAGUAAUAUACUGGACUGACUGGGGAAAAGAACCUAAGAUUGAAACCGCCACUAUGGAUGGUGGCAACAGAAGUGUUGUUCUAGCGCUACAGGAGGAGUCUUGGCCUAACGCUCUGGCUUUAGAUGUUAAAAGUAUGAACUUAUUCUGGGUGGAUGCGAAAAACGAAGUCAUUGGUAGAAUCAACAUUGAUACGGGCGUAAAGAAAAUACUCUACACGGAACCCAGAGCCCACUUCUUUGGCAUGGCUUUGAUCGAGGAUAAACUUUACAUCACAGACUGGUUCAGAAAGCACGUGAGCAGAUUGAGCGUUGAUGGCGGUCAGCUUGAGCAAGUGGGUCCCUCCAAGUUUUCAAAAUUAAAUGGAAUAGCUGGUUACAAGAAAAGUGAUAUCAGAACAGUUUUCAGCAAAUGUAUACAAAGCACGUGUAGCCAUCUUUGUUUACCAGUUUCCGAAAAUGAUUACAAGUGCGCUUGCUCAGAUGAAGGAAAGUACGUAUCGGUUCCUUGCCGCGAAAUGAACGAAAUUGACAAUCCGACUAUAACAAUUAAUAGCCAUCUAAAAAAUGAAAGAGAUGGUAGCUCAGCAUUAACCAUAGGACUAUCUGUGGUGGGAGUCAUUGCCGUGCUUAUAAUAGUGGUCGGAGCUGUCUAUAUCUACAAUAAAAAAUUCCGUGGUGCAAAUAUUUCACACGACCGUCUUGUGGAAGAUACCUCCCGAGUGGACACCUAUUACAAAAUUACCUUUCCGGACCCUGUAAAAGAUGAACCCAACUUUGAUUCCGGGAUUGAGAAUCCUUCAUUUGAAUGCAGCAUCGAAGAUGUGACGAUGGGUGGAAAUAUUGUAAAAUAUAACCCUAUGUGAAUAUGAUUUCAUGCACAAGAUAUGCCACUUAAACCCUGUGAAAAGGACUCGCAAACUGUGUUUCAAAUGAAGAUUUAAUAAAAGACAGGUAGUGAAGAUUAUCACAUUGACUUUCACAGGAACCGACGGGAGUGAUCAGCUUUGGGUACACGAAUUUUACCGUAAAUGCUCUACUUUGGGUAGCUACUGUAAUAAAAGAUACAGUACAGAGUAGGCCUAUACAUGUAUGUUUUAUAAGUUAAAACAAUAAUAAUGCUUAAUGUCAUUUAUUUACUAUUGGUAUUAAAAUAUCAAUGUGUUAUUACUAUUAUUAUCAUUAUAAUAAUAAUUAAUAUUAUUUUACGAAUUCUUUUUUAUUGAAAGUUACGGACAUACACAGAAUACAUAAUCAAUGUAUAGAAACGUUCAAAUGUAUUCGCCACAUCUGAAAGUUGUGGCUAAAGAUAGCCAAAUGGUAGGGUCAACCAAUUGCAAUAGGUCAGUAGCUUCUUACAGUGCCUCUUAAAGUUAAAAAAUUAAAGAAGUACACGAGCGCUUACUGAACCAACGUUACUAUACGUUACCGUAAAUAAUCUAAUCUUUUCUCAAAAUUGUUACUAGUCUGUUUUGUCCAGUACAUUUUGUACACCUGUUUGAUUUUAUGGGAGCGAAAUAAAGACACAAUUUAGUUAUUACACAAGUGAAAUAAAACGUUGAUGUUGAUGUCAUUCUUAAUAUAAGAGACGUUGGUCGAAUUGACUUUGUCUAUAAUACCUUAAGUAAGAAGAAAUUUUCAAGUUACAUCAGUAAAGCUAUCAUGUAAAUAAACUAUUUAAUUUGUGUCUUUCAACAUUAAACAGGGGGCUUGUAUUUCAUUAUUUUAUUCAGCUCGUUUAAGGACGGUUGCGGCAGUUCUUGGUAAAAAAUAUGUCCAGUAAUAUGAAUUGUUCAAACUUUAUAUAUGAACACAGUGUCAUGUUAGAAACAGAAUUAUGGAAAAAAUGAAGGUUAUCAUGCUUGUUCGGGAAUUAUCUGCCCUUGAGUAUGCAAAUUUGAAGAAAAAUCCAGUUUUAAGGGCAAAUAACUCUUAAACAAGCACGGUGACCUAUGAUUGUUUUCUUUCAUUUUUCUGUUUCUAACAUGAAACUGUGUUCAUAUACAAAGUUUAAACAAAUUCUAUUAUUGGGAAUUUUUUGCCUCAUCCCCCAAACAAGAAACUGCAGCAAGUGUCUUUAAUAAAUCCAGUAUGAAUAGUCAUUCAUGUGUACCCAGUAUUUUCACAAGAAUAAUGGGUGCUUUUUCUUACCUUUACAUUCCAAUUUGAAAUGUAAAUAUUGCAAAAUUGUAUGAAAUUUAAUGAAAUUGUUUUGUAUUGUAUUAUAAUGCUACUAAUCUGAAAAUGGAUUUGGUUGUUUGAGGAUGAUUGUAAUGGUGAAAAGCUGAAUGUCGUUGGCUUGUACGAUCCUCGGAGGACAAAUUUUAUAAUAAUUCCAAAAUGAAACACGUGAUAAAUGAUGAUUUAGAUCUCCAUAUUGGCCAUUCACAAAAUACUUGCUCUCUCUGAGGUUUCGUAUUGGCCCUGAUGAUUUUAUAUUAGUCCCGAUUUUCUUGUAUUGCCUCAGCUGAGUUUAGUAUAGGCUCAAUCCUUUUCGUAUGAUUUGCACAAUAUAUCAAAUAUUUUGUUUAAUAUUGCAUGUAUUAAAGAUUAAGUGUAACAAUGAUCAUUUCUUUUGUCUGAAUGAUGUUUUAGAAUGCCUCUGGUUUAAAUAUGUAUAUUACGUUCUCAAUAAAAGCGAUUAUCAUGAAA
Mercenaria mercenaria is the source of this 5149-nucleotide messenger RNA. RefSeq names its product low-density lipoprotein receptor-related protein 4-like. The coding region runs from base 88 to 3363 and encodes 1091 amino acids. The transcript has 22 exons. The record is from RefSeq and is a predicted model, not a curated record. NCBI's taxonomy places the organism in Eukaryota, Metazoa, Mollusca, Bivalvia, Venerida, Veneridae.